AUGUACACGUACAUGUCCUACGCGCGUGCACUGGCGGAGUACGACACCGUGGAUCUGCCGCAGAACGCCGACGUGAGUUCACGGUGGAUGGACAUGUCGCGCAACUUUGACGACGAGGUCGAGUUGUCCGAGAGGGCCAUGUCUCUACGCCGCAAAAGGGAGAAUCUCUGCCGCGAGGCGAGGGGACAUGUGCUGGAAGUGAGUGCCGGCACGGGGCGGAACAUGGAUCUCUACAGGCUGGACCCGGCGCUGACGAGGGAGGAGAAUAAAGUCAAGAGCCUGGUGGUUAACGAUCUGAGUGAGAUCAUGCUGUACCAGGCCAGGAAGAAGUUCGACGCCCUACAGGACAAGAUUCGUGAUGAGAGGAGGAAGUUCAAGGGACCCCUGCACUUUGUGGUGGGCGACGCGAGUGAUAGGCGGGUCAUCAAGAGGCCUGAUGGUGGAUUCGAUACGAUUGUGCAGACGAUGGGGAUCUGCAGUGAGACAAAUCCGGUCGCGUUCCUGAAGAGACUGGGCGAGCUGUGCAGACAGCCGGGCGAGAUGAGUACUGGGUUGGAUAUGAAAGUCGUGGAGAGAGAAGCGCGGGAACGGCUCGAAGAGCUCAAGGAAGCUCGAGAUUAUGGUGCCGUCGAUCCAGAGCAAGAGCAGCUGGAUGCGCUCGUCGCCGAGGCAGGAGGGGAUUUGGGAGGCAAGAUCCUCCUGCUCGAGCACGGACGGUCGAAUCUUGACUUCGUGAACCGGAUCCUCGACAACGGCGCAAAGAUGCACGCUGAUCACUAUGGAUGCUGGUGGAACAAGGACAUCGAGCAAGUAGUAAAGGAUAGUGGGCUGAUCGUGGAGCGGAAGAGAAGGUACCAUUUUGGAACGACCUACGAGUACGUUUUGAGGCCGAGACCGAAACGCAACCCAGAGAAGGUGGGUUUCCCUGAAGCGGAGGGGCCUCGAGUCAAUCCCAGUAAGGGGACGAAGUCGACGGCCUGGCUUGGAUGGCUCGGGAGAAGUUGA
This is a messenger RNA of Cladophialophora carrionii CBS 160.54, 1005 nucleotides long. RefSeq lists its product as uncharacterized. The coding region runs from base 1 to 1005 and encodes 334 amino acids. The transcript has a single exon. Lineage: Eukaryota; Fungi; Ascomycota; Eurotiomycetes; Chaetothyriales; Herpotrichiellaceae. The record is from RefSeq and is a predicted model, not a curated record.